GCCAUGGGAGCCGCGGGCAGCAGCGGCUGUGAGCCGGGCCAACUGGAGGGCUCCCGCUUGCUGCCCGCUGCCUGGUGGGCGCGGGCCUGGAGGAGCGUCCUUGCCAACGCGGGUUCCCCUCUGCUGGGCGCCAAGGCUGAGCGGCGGGCCUUGACGGCGGAGGAGACGCAGGCGGCGCAGGAGCGGGGUUUGCCCCAGGGCGUCGCCCUCUUCUUGCCGGAGUUCCCCGUCCGGCCUCCGCUGGGGCCGAGCCAGCUGAAGGUGCUGGGCUUGGUGGCCAAGGGCUCCUUCGGGACGGUGCUGAAGGUGCUGGACUGCCGGCAAGAGCGGCUCUUUGCCGUCAAGGUGGUGCCCAAAAUGGAGGUGCUUCGCCGGGACAGCCUAAAGCAGUGUAAGGAGGAGGUCAGCAUCCAGAAGCAGGUGAGCCAUCCGUUUGUCCACUGCUUAGGGGACAGCUGGCAGGGGCAGCGCCAUCUCUUCAUUAUGUGCACAUAUUGCAGUACCGGAGACCUUUACACCUUCUGGAAGUCUGUGGGCCCUUUUACGGAAAGCAUCAUCCGCUUGUUUGCCACAGAGCUGGUUCUGGUGCUAGGAUAUCUUCACAACCUGGGCAUUGUGCACCGUGAUGUCAAGAUGGAAAAUAUACUCCUGGAUGAACGAGGGCACCUGAAGCUGACUGACUUUGGCCUUUCCCGCCAUCUGCCUUGGGGCAAGAGGGCCUACACGAUCUGCGGGACCCUCCAGUACAUGGCCCCCGAAGUACUGAGCGGGGGUCCCUAUUCCCACGCUGCUGACUGGUGGUCUCUGGGUGUGCUGCUUUUUGCCCUGGCCAGUGGAAAGUUCCCAGUUGCCCCGGAGAGAGACCACAAGGCCAUGCUCCGGAGCGUGCAAGGCUGUAGCUACACCACACCAGUCACUCUCAGCCUAGGCCUACGUCUUCUCCUCAGUGAGCUCCUGUGCCAGGACCCGCAGCGCCGCCUGCGGUACCCCCACCACUUCCGGGGCCACCUCUUCUUCCACGGAAUGACCUUUGAUGCCGAACUCUUGCAAAAGCAGCCGGUGGAUUUUGUGCUGCGCCUGCGGCAAGCCAAGGACACCGUUUUGGACACCGCCGCCGCCUUUUCUGAUUUCGACUGUGACCUCUUGAGUCCCGGAAGCCAGCCUUGGCCUGGCUGAGGCUGCUGGGUAGGGGAAGGGGUGCUGGAGGCCAUUGGGCCAUCUCGACAAGCAGCAUCCAGUUCUCAGGAAACCAGUGGAGAAUCAGCCGGGGAAGCCCAUCUGGCUGUUCCCCCCCACCCCCGCCCCUUUUGCCCAGGGCAUCUUAACUAGGGCCUUUUUCCUUCCUUGGUCUCCUUCCAUCUUUAAGGACAGUGCAGCAAGGCUCUAACAUGAAGAAUCCGUGCUGAAAGAUGCCUGGGAUGGUGAGGAGGGAAGCAAAGAGACAGCUGCCUCAGUGGGGCGUGGAGGAGGGGGCAGAGAGCAGUGGUGGCAGGCAACGCUCCCUCUA
Messenger RNA from Gekko japonicus, 1507 nucleotides. RefSeq lists its product as uncharacterized. The transcript is spliced from 12 exons. Lineage: Eukaryota; Metazoa; Chordata; Lepidosauria; Squamata; Gekkonidae. Gene Ontology annotation, biological process: protein phosphorylation. Gene Ontology annotation, molecular function: protein serine/threonine kinase activity; ATP binding. The record is from RefSeq and is a predicted model, not a curated record. Bases 4 to 1176 code for a protein of 390 amino acids.